GAGGGGUGCAGCGGGGCGGGGCGGGGGUCUGCGGUCCGCUCUGGGCGCCGGACAGAGGGCCAGGACUCAGAGGAUGCUGCGCACCCAGAAUUAAUGGGGAGCCCCUGGCGUUGUCCAACACUUAACUAUAGUCUCCGGUGCCCCUCUAGGGCUGUGAAUGCCACAGGUGGGGGGCUGGGUAAGGUGUGCCGGCAGGGGUGGAGCUCGCGAGGGGCCGCACCUAGAGGUCUCGGAACCCGGGGGUGGGCUCCCUCCCGCCAUCCCGGAACCCUGCUUCUCCCACCGAUUGCUCCGUUUAGUUACCUGGAGAGGGAAAAAGAAAGCUUCUGCUGGGAGGAGAAAUUCUUUAGGGUUCCAAUGAAGUGGUUUGUCUGGUUUUUACCUGCGAGAGCUGUUGGAAGAAGGGGCGCCAGGAUUUGAGCAGGUGGGAUCCAGGGUAAUGAACUAGGGGCAGUGGCCAUCUCGUCUGUUUCGCAAAGGUCACAGGCUGCUUCUCCAAGACCAUCUGGGGAACUUAGCAGACCUCCCGCGGUGCCUGCCCUUGAUGCCCAAGGACCCCGCCUGGCAUUGCUGGGCCUCUGACUGCUGCUGUUUCCUGCCACAGCCCCAACCCUAGCGAUGCCCUCUUCCGUGGACGCCCUGGGUCAGGCAUGUUCCCCCGGCUGCAGCCUGGCCCUCAGCACCUGCUGCUCGGUCUCAGCCUGGCAGAGGAGGCUGCCCGUCCUGGCGUGGCUGCCUGUGUACUCUCUGCAGUGGCUGAAGAUGGACUUCAUCGCUGGGCUCUCGGUUGGCCUCACAGUCGUUCCCCAGGCGCUGGCCUAUGCAGAAGUGGCUGGGCUGCCUCCCCAGUACGGCCUCUACUCUGCCUUUAUGGGAUGCUUUGUGUAUUUCUUCCUGGGCACCUCCCGGGAUGUGACUCUGGGCCCCACAGCCAUCAUGUCCCUCCUGGUGUCCUUCUACACCUUCCACAAGCCUGCCUAUGCUGUGCUGCUGACCUUCCUGUCAGGCUGCAUCCAGCUAGCCAUGGGGUUCCUGCGUUUGGGGUUCCUGCUGGACUUCAUCUCCUGCCCUGUCAUUAAGGGCUUCACCUCCGCUGCUGCCAUCACCAUCGGCUUUGGACAGAUGAAGAACCUGCUCGGUCUGCAGAACAUCCCCAGGCAGUUCUUCCUGCAAGUGUAUCGCACCUUCCUCGACAUUGGGGAGACCAGGGUGGGCGACGCCGUGCUGGGGCUGGUCUGCAUGCUGUUGCUGCUCGCACUGAAGCUCAUGCGGGACCGCAUGCCUCCUGUCCACCCUGAGAUGCCUCCUGGCGUGCAGCUCAGCCAUGGGCUGGUGUGGACUGCUGCCACAGCUCGCAACGCCCUGGUGGUCUCUUCUGCGGCCCUGGUUGCGUACUCCUUCGGGGUGACUGGAUACCAGCCCUUCAUUCUGACUGGGGAGAUAGCCAAGGGGCUUCCUCCCGUGCGAGUCCCUCCCUUCUCGGUGACCACGGCCAAUGGGACUGUCACUUUCACCGAGAUGGUGCAGGACAUGGGGGCGGGGCUGGCUGUGGUGCCCCUGAUGGGACUGCUGGAGAGCAUCGCGGUGGCCAAAGCCUUUGCAUCUCAGAACAAUUACCGUGUGGAUGCCAACCAGGAGCUGCUGGCCAUCGGCCUCACCAACACGCUGGGCUCCCUUGUCUCAUCGUACCCGGUCACCGGCAGCUUUGGGCGGACAGCCGUGAAUGCCCAGUCUGGGGUGUGCACCCCUGCGGGAGGCCUGGUGACAGGUGCACUUGUGCUGCUCUCCCUGGACUACCUGACCCCACUCUUCUACUACAUUCCCAAGGCUGCGCUGGCUGCUGUCAUCAUCAUGGCUGUGGCCCCACUGUUUGACACCAAGAUCUUCGGGACGCUGUGGCGGGUUAAGAGGCUGGACCUGCUGCCCCUCUCUGCGACCUUCCUGCUGUGCUUCUGGGAGGUCCAGUAUGGCAUCCUGGCAGGGACCCUGGUGUCUGUUCUUCUCCUCCUGCACUCCGUGGCCAGGCCCAAGACCCAGGUGUCAGAGGGGCCAGUCCUUGUCCUGCAGCCAGCCAGUGGCCUGCACUUCCCUGCCAUUGAGGCCCUGCGGGACACUGUACUGAGUCGAGCCCUGGGAGCAUCCUCUCCAUGCGCUGCGGUUCUCGAGUGCUCCCACAUCUGCAGCAUCGACUACACUGUGGUGCUGGGCCUGGGCGAGCUCCUUGAGGACUUCCACAAGCGCGGUGUCUCCCUGGUGUUCGUGGGCCUGCAGGUGCCCGUGCUCCGUGCCCUGCUGGCCGCUGACCUGAAGGGGUUCCAGUACUUUUCCACCCUAGAGGAGGCAGAGAAAUACCUGAGGCAAGAGCCAGGCGCUGAACCCUACAACAUCUGUGAAGAUUCUGUCCCGGAACACAAGGCUGCCUUGCUGAAGGCCUAGCUGGGCCACCCUGGUGGGCGACUGGCGUUGAGUCCCAGAAGGUGCCUGUCUGUGUUUUGAGGCCGACACUGGCAGGACUCUAACAUCCUUUGGGUGCUUGCAGGCACCUCCCUGCCGCCCCGCGAACCUUAUUGGAAGAGUGUCGGAGAGAGCCUGCCACAGGGGAGGAAGGCAGUGGCGAGAGCGCCGUGGGCUGUGACCCCUGCAGGCAGGAUGGGGUGGGGGGCCUCAGAGAUGAAUCUGUCCCCACGCAGGGGCCGUACAGAAGAACAAGGCAGGCCAAGCAUCUUGUCUGUUUUAAGACAAUUCCGCUUUUAAAACUCAAAUAACAACUUUGGUAUUUUGUAAAAAUCAUAAGUGCUUAUUGUGUAAAAUACAGGAACCGUUCCCAGUCCACUUGAUUACCCCAGGCCCUGCCCACUACAAGUGCCUGUCUGUCCUGAGCGGGUGGAUGCCCGGGGUUUACAAAGAUAGAAUCGCUUCACGCGUGGUGCUUGGAACCCAGGUUUUCAUGCAGGCACUUGCUGUGAAUUGUUUAUUGUGAUAAUAAACGAGGUAAUGGUUUUUAAUGUCGUUGUACUGUUUUGGUCCAGGUCUGUAUUGUAAUUUGAUGAGUCCUCUGUUGACCGUGUGUGGAUUGUGGACUGAAUUGUGUCCCCCAAAAUCCAUAGGAUGAAGCCCGAACCCCCAGUGUGACUCUGGAGAUGGAGCCGUGGGAAGUCAUUAACAUGUUCAUGACAGGGCCUUAAUUCUUGUGUCUCACUGCCGGGCUGCUUGAACCAUCGGUGGUGCACACAGGACUGUCCCUUCCAGUGGCUUUUUAUUAAUCUAGUUAGUAAAAAGACCAAUGAAUGUGAUUAAUUAGAUCUUUUUGUACCACUUGAGGGGACAGUCAUACAUGGGCCACCAUUGGGAACGUGUUAAGCAGGGGGUCAACUCUUAGAGGAAACCAAGAGGUUUUGGGAGCUGAGCAGUGCUAUAACUUAGAAAAACCCAGGUUCAAAUGAUCUUUUUCCAUUAUUACCAGAGAAUAAUGAUGC
This is a messenger RNA of Fukomys damarensis (Damara mole-rat), 3476 nucleotides long. It is a transcript of the gene Slc26a11, whose product is annotated as solute carrier family 26 member 11. Gene Ontology annotation, molecular function: secondary active sulfate transmembrane transporter activity. Gene Ontology annotation, biological process: transmembrane transport. The record is from RefSeq and is a predicted model, not a curated record. The transcript is spliced from 16 exons. Bases 619 to 2436 code for a protein of 605 amino acids. NCBI's taxonomy places the organism in Eukaryota, Metazoa, Chordata, Mammalia, Rodentia, Bathyergidae. Gene Ontology annotation, cellular component: membrane.